GUUUACCAGGACUACAACAACAGCUGAUUGGGCUUCUUUUUCGAUGCGUAGAGGACAGGAACAGCGGAUCGUCUUUGGAGAUAGUGCAGUUAUCGAACGAAUCAUUCAAGAACGUUAAAUCGUAAUCUUACAGAGAAGUUUAUCUCAACAUAAAAUGUCGCUGGAAAUCGUUUGCAGAUUGUGCCUGCAAGAUGGGCCAGAUCUGAUGUCAAUUUACGACGAGAUGAUCAGCAGUACGGGAGAAUCAUUGGAGCUGGAUAUAGCACAACUUGUUCUCCAGUAUUUGCCAAUCGAAAUCGUUAAAGUGGAAAGCAUUGCUCACCCGUCCAUUUGCAGUGACUGUCGGUUCCAAAUUGAGCAGUGGCAUCAAUUCUACACAUCGUGCCUCAGCAAUGACGAUGUCUACCAGGAACGACUCAUGGAGAAGCAAUUGGACUCAGAUUAUUUUCCGAUGCCACUGAAAGAAGAAGUAAUGGAUGAUGAUGAUGAUGAUGACGCACAGAGUAAUGCGGAACUGUAUCUGGAAGUCGAACCGGUCGACGUUGGAGUCGUCACCACGGGUGACUUUCCCGACAGUGCAAAUGCUGACCUGAAGCAUGACACAAACGACUCCAAAAUUAUCUCGCCACAGAAACUGGAAAAGUUGCCGAAAAAACGUGGUAGACCAAGACUGACGUCUACCGAACGGAAGUUGAAGCAGACAGCAAAGCGUGAUAGCUCAGGUAUCAAACCUUCGGCCAAAAAAAACUACAGAUAUACAAAAAUGUGUCCCAUUUGUGGCAUUUUCUUCUCGAACCUACCUGAACAUUUGCGGAAACAUCAAAAUGAUCGAAAGUAUCAAUGUCCGCACUGCCCCAAAACCUUCAUUGGCAGAUCCAACUAUUUCACCCACGUGAACAUGCACACCCGGGAGAAGAUGUACAAAUGCACGCAAUGUGACAAACAGUACAUCUACCCGAAAAGUCUGAAGAUGCAUCUGAUAUCGCAUGUCGGGGAACGAACGUUCGAGUGUACGAUAUGCCACAAGACCUAUCUGCAGAAGAAUUCACUGGACAGGCACAGGCGUAAUCAUUUCGAGGAACCGAAGAUCGAAUGUUCUGAAUGUGGGCAUAGGUUCUACACUAGGGGAGAUCUGAACAAGCACAUUACAAAGCAUCAAACGAUCAAAGCGUUCAGCUGUGAAAUCUGUGGCCGUCCCUUCGGUCGGAAGGAUAAUCUCAGAACCCACAUGAAGGUGCAUCAGAAAUAGACGACAGAUGCUUGCCAUGGCAUGAAUUGGAGCAUUCCUUUGUUAGUGCCUAAUUCUACAGUAACUUCAAAGUUGCACGUUGUUUUCAAUAAAUUGAAGGCGGAUCAAAUAAAUACGCAUUUUCACAA
This is a messenger RNA of Aedes aegypti (yellow fever mosquito), 1377 nucleotides long. RefSeq names its product zinc finger protein 425. Gene Ontology annotation, cellular component: nucleus. Bases 155 to 1249 code for a protein of 364 amino acids. The transcript is spliced from 5 exons. Gene Ontology annotation, molecular function: zinc ion binding; RNA polymerase II cis-regulatory region sequence-specific DNA binding; DNA-binding transcription factor activity. The record is from RefSeq and is a predicted model, not a curated record. NCBI's taxonomy places the organism in Eukaryota, Metazoa, Arthropoda, Insecta, Diptera, Culicidae. Gene Ontology annotation, biological process: regulation of transcription by RNA polymerase II.